This is a messenger RNA of Trichoplusia ni (cabbage looper), 1362 nucleotides long. RefSeq names its product 28S ribosomal protein S9, mitochondrial (gene mRpS9). The transcript has a single exon. Bases 116 to 1318 code for a protein of 400 amino acids. Lineage: Eukaryota; Metazoa; Arthropoda; Insecta; Lepidoptera; Noctuidae. Gene Ontology annotation, cellular component: ribosome; mitochondrial small ribosomal subunit. The record is from RefSeq and is a predicted model, not a curated record. Gene Ontology annotation, molecular function: RNA binding; structural constituent of ribosome. Gene Ontology annotation, biological process: translation.
UAGUCUUUGAUUGACAUUUUCAUUUUAGGUUAAGUUUAGGAGUGAAUUCAUGAAAAGAAUAUAAUAUACUAAGGAUGCUAGAAUAAUUAAAUGAAACUUAUUACAAAACGUAAAAAUGUCACUGGUAAUCAUUAAGCAACUUCUUCCCCAUACAAGAUCCUUAUGUGUUAAGUUCAGACAGCCUGCAGUGUGUAAUAUUUAUAGUUAUAGCACUAAAGUUACUCCUGCAAGCGGCUCCAACAAUGUCCUCGAUAACAUAACCGAUUGGGAAACGCUAAGCAAGAAAAAGAAAAUCAGUAAGGCUAUGAAAGCUUACUUAGAGAGAGCCCAAGAACAUGAUGAGUUCAUGAAAAGACAGCAGUUUGAAUAUAAGAUUGGUAAACGACAUUUGGCCAAUAUGAUGGGCGAGGAUCCAGAGACAUUCACACAAAAAGACGUGGACCGUGCAAUCGAAUACUUGUUUCCGAGUGGCAUAUACGACCCAGCUGCGCGACCUCUCAUGAAACCACCAGAAGAGAUAUUCCCCGCAAGAAAAGCUGCAGAGUUCGACGAAGCUGGAAGACCUCACCAUUUCCUGUUUUACACUGGGAAGCCAAAUUUCUUUAAGCUUAUGUAUGAUGCUGCUGAAAAUAUUAAAAAUUUACAGAGCUUUGAAGACAAAGUGAUCAGAAAAAAAGCUUCCCCUGAUCCCAAUGGAGAUCUAAAUUUAAAUACCAGUGUUUGGUUGACAAAAGACCAACUUGAGCAAGUCCUUGUUGAGAACAUAACAGACUUAGAAUAUGAUAACUUCAAAGCAGUGAUGGAGAGGUUGGCAUCUCUACCCUAUGCCUACAGGUUCAAGGAGUUCAUUGAGAAGUUUAGAAAACCACUAUCUUCUCAAAGAUUUGCUUUAGAGAUCCCUAAACCUGGCUAUGACAGUGAAGGCCGCGCCUUUAUCACAACUUAUGAGUGCUUGAGAAAGAAAGCUAGAGGAGAUGUCACAGUGAAGUCUCCAGGCACUGGCAAAAUAACUAUCAAUGGAAAAGACUUGACAUACUUUGACGAUGUUCAGUCACGAGAACAGGUUAUUUUCCCACUCAUAUUCACUGGAAUGCUAGACCGUGUUGAUGUUGAGUGCCACAUUGAAGGGGGUGGUCCUUCUGGUCAGUCAGGAGCAAUCCGAUGGGGCAUUGCUUGGAGUCUUCGUAGUUUUGUAGACUCUGCUAUGUUGCAGCAGAUGCAAGUAGCCGGCUUGUUAACUAGAGACCAUAGGCGCAGAGAGCGUAAGAAGCCAGGCCAGCCCGGUGCCAGGAAGAAGCCUACAUGGAAGAGGAGAUAGUUCUUUUUUUAGUUUGAAUAAAAUGUUUAUUACUAGUUCUGAAA